Plasmodium gallinaceum is the source of this 735-nucleotide messenger RNA. Its product is annotated as conserved Plasmodium protein, unknown function. The transcript has 4 exons. The record is from RefSeq and is a predicted model, not a curated record. Bases 1 to 735 code for a protein of 244 amino acids. NCBI's taxonomy places the organism in Eukaryota, Apicomplexa, Aconoidasida, Haemosporida, Plasmodiidae. Gene Ontology annotation, molecular function: protein binding.
AUGGUUACAAAAUUAAUCAAGUUUAUAAUUUUAAGGCCAAGAGGAAUUCCUCAAAAUUUAGAAUUAGAAAUAAAUUGUAAUGAAAUAAUUAAAAAUCUAAAGCAAAAAUUAUUUCCAGAAGAUAUAAAAAAAGACUUAAACGUAAGAUUAAUAUAUAUGGGUAAGAUAUUAGAUGAUAAAAAAAAACUAGAAGAUUAUUUAAAUUUUUAUCAGAAGGAACUUUUAAUAAAUAACAAGAAAGACAAUUAUUUUAUCAAUGAAAAAAAAAAUGAAAAUCAAAAUGAAAUAAAUAAGGAUAUAAAUAAUCAAAAUAUUUCAAGAAGUUAUAAGGAAAAUAUUCCUAUUACUAUUCAUGUAAAAAUUACUGAAAAGUCUACUUCUGCAAAAAAUGCAAAUAAUGAAGGAAAAGGCAUUAAUACAUCUUUAGCUCAAAUAAGUUUAGUAGCUUUUGUUUUAUUAUUAUGGUUAUACAGAUAUAAUUAUUCAAGUAUUUUUCCGUUGUUUUCAACAACAGUAUUAUUUUUAUUUACUAUUUUAAUUAUGACAAUUAUUUUUCAUUCUUAUUUAGUUUUAUUCUUUAAUAUUGCAUUCAAAGUUAUAACAACAAUUUAUCAAAUUAUUAAAUAUUACUUUGUUCGCAUAUAUACUUACAUCAUUCAAAAAAAAGAGAAAUUAUGUAUUAAAAAGAAAUUAAAAAACGAUGAAAAUGAUGAGAAAAAUUUAAAGGAAAGCUAA